Molecule: messenger RNA, 1693 nt
Organism: Lobosporangium transversale
Lineage: Eukaryota; Fungi; Mortierellomycota; Mortierellomycetes; Mortierellales; Mortierellaceae
Exons: 1
Coding region: 14-1570 (518 amino acids)
Molecular function (GO): protein binding
Source: RefSeq, a predicted model, not a curated record
AUUCCAUUAUUCAAUGAAGCUCCAUCCAUUUGACAUUCCUGAGGUGCUUGACAAAAUAGUCUUUCAUCUUAAAAGAAGAGAUAUUCUAUCAUGUAUUUAUGUCUCCAAGCCUUUCCACAGGGCGUUCAUUAAGUUUCUAUGGAGAUCUAUCAGUGUCACUCCAUGGACUGACUGGCAUUCUCUUGGCAGCCAGGAACUUGACAAGUACAAGCAUUAUAUCGAGUCGAUUUUUUUCGUUGGCUGCUUUCCAGAAAACAUAUUAUCCUUACGUGGGUGUGGCCGUCUUCGAAGCCUAGCAGCCAAGUCUGGGGAUACGCAGCACUUUGAGGAUAUCCAGAGCAGCUUUUCCAACCUUAUGAUUGCUAACAGUUCCACACUUCGAGAAUGCAAGAUUGAGGCGUAUGCUAGUACACUUCGUUUGUGCAGCAGCAAGGCUGCGCUUCAGUGCUUUUAUCUCAAGGAACUUGAGCUUGACGGUUUUGUUGUCCAGACACAGGAAAUUGAUCUAUUCUUUCAAAUGUGCAGUCAGCUCAAAGUCUUGAAGUUGACUAAUGUAGAUCUUCAAUGGCCAUUUGGAGGCCUGAUGGGCGCUUUCGGCAGCAAUACUGAAGUUGCUGGCAGUCAGCCCGGAGUCGCUCUCUCAAUUUCAGCACCCACUAUUAGAAAUGUUCAAAAAUUGACACUGUUUCAGAUUAAAGUCCUGGGAUGUUCGCCAAGAUCUGAGGCUCACGAUCUAGCAGUUCUAGUCCGAAGCUGUCCAGAAUUGAGAUCGCUCAAAUUGAUGGACGACCUCGGGCAGGAUGAAGCGCUUGAUUUUUGCAGGACUUUGACGCAAGAUCCAUGGCCAUUACCAUGUCUGGAAUCAUUAGACAUUUCGGAUGUUCCUUUGGAAGACGAGGAUUUGGCGACGCUUUUAGCAAAGAUGAAUCAACUUCAACAGUUGUAUGCAUGGGAGAGUGAAUUUGGGCCCCUCUGUCUGAGCGAGCUGCUUAAGUCCAGGAGUUCACUGGAUGGAGGAGGAAGGCUCUGUGAUACAGUCGAAAUGCUAACGGUCAUCUCACUCAAUUCUGAAUAUGGUAUAGUCCAAACGAUCAUGUCAAGCUGUAAACACCUCAUCACACUGAGGUCGGGCGAGAUCACAGUGACAGAGAUUGUUGAAGGAAAAGAAUGGGUUUGCUCAAAAUUAAAAAAGCUUGAUGUUGAUCUCAUAUUUGACGGUGCUGAUGGAGAAAGUGAGGAGAGAAAGGCUAAGCAGCAGAAAGUAUUUGGACAUCUAGGUAAAUUGACAAAGCUCCAGAACCUUCAAUUGACUGGAGUGACGGCUUCAAUUGCUGGGACAAGGACAUUGGAUUUGAGAUUGGAGUCGGGCCUGGACAAGUUGGUUGGUCUGAAGCAGCUGAGAUGUUUAGUAUUCUGCCGUGAGAGCCAUUGGAUGGGGUUGGAGGAGGCAAUUUGGAUGGUGGAGAACUGGCCGUGUCUGAUGAGAGUUAUUGGCCCCGAAGAUAGAGAUCCAGACAUCGAUAAAUCGAUUGCCGAUAUAUUUAAUCGCAAUGGUAUUAGUUAUGGAUGAGUCCACCAGAAAAGCAAAGAUCGGCAAAAGAGAUAUACUAGUUUUCUAAAGAGUUUAAGCUGCCGAGGAUAGGGCUUCAGAACAUUCGAUUUUUUUACUUUUUCACGCGUAAAAUUACCGAGA